GCAGCUUUAACUCCAGACUUGUGGUGGGCUCUGUGCAAGUGAUUUGCUCCUCUCUCCCAGUCUUUCUGAGUGCUAGCGGAGUGUGCGGACCCACAUACUAUUACUACUUUUACAGAAAAAAAACAUUACUAUCAUCUACUAGCUGGUGCUUUCUGUUUUGUGCUUUUGGAGUUGAAGACUUGAGGGCUAUUUAUUACAGCUGAUACCCAUUUAUUGGAAUUAUUCAUGUGGCUGUCAUAAACAGGAUUUUAAUUUAUUUGUCUUGAUUCAUCAGAGAUCAGCGAAGGCUGAAACGCGAGAGAAGUUGAUUUUCUUCACUAUGACAAGGAGGAUCACAACGCGGUCAGAGACUUCAGGAUUUUUCGUUUGAGGAGACAAAAGCAGUUGCAGAACCAAAAUCUGCCUCAUGACCAAGGAGUUUGAGCAAGUGGAGAUGUGCAGUAUAAAUGUUUGCCACAAAACACACCCUGGAAAUUGCGACUUGGAGUGAAGAAAGAGACGGGGACAUUUGGCAAUCACCAACAGAGGGGAUUCAGUAAUUGAGGGCUAGAUUCAUCUGCCCACCCUGCUAGGUUUACAGUUGGAUAAAACCAAACCAAAAACUGGCUGCUCCUCUGGAGAAGACACCAGCGGUCAGGCCUCAGCAACAUGAAUGGCUUCCCUGAGGUGAAGAAGGAGUUGCUAUUCUCUCGCACAUUGCAGAAAGGAGCUUUUAAAAGAUACAAAGGGUCUAAUUUGGGUUACGGCUGUUAGCUGCAACAAAAAAGGAGCCUACAUGCACAGGGUUUUUAAUAUUAACUGAAUCGCAUUUUUGCACAAGAGCAGGAAGCUUAAGGUUUGUCUUCAAGCAGUGGUGCUCUUUAUAUGCUUAUCUGCCAUGGCAAAACCUUUGUAGGAAUGAUCACUGAAAACUGUGCCACAAGCCAGGAGGUCGGCAAUAUAAACAAGGAUCAGUUGAGCAAACACAGCGAGGACAGGAAAUAACCAAAGACACCAGACCAUAUUGACAAAGUCUCUUCCCAGAACCUCCACCUACCCACCCAUCUUAAAAGCUUAAAUUUAUCUUCAUUGGAUUUCAGCAAGUACAGGAUUUACCGGUUCUCUUAAAUCAGGUAUUCAGAAAGAAACUGCUGCCCCACAUUUAAAAUGUCACCAUUAAGAAUGAUCUGCAAGUACAAGAGCUUCCUUCUGUUCCUAACAAGAAUAGGGCUAUUUCUCGGCUUGACAAGUCCAUCUGUCAGCUCUGCUUCCUGCCCCAAAUUGUGCCGCUGUGAUGGAACUUUCAUUUACUGCAAUGACCGAGGACUGACAUCCAUUCCCGCUGGGAUUCCAGAGGACGCCACAGUCCUCUACCUGCAGAAUAACCGAAUAAACAAUGCAGGCAUACCAAAAGAACUGCGCAAAUUGAACAAAGUGGAAAAGAUCUAUCUGUAUUGCAACAACUUGGAUGAGUUUCCUAUCAACUUGCCAAAAUACGUGAAAGAGCUCCAUUUGCAGGAGAACAACAUCAGGACUAUCGCACACGAUACACUGGCUCUGAUUCCUUACAUAGAGGAGCUUCAUUUGGAUGAUAACUCCGUUUCUGCUGUCAGUAUAGAGGAAGGAGCAUUUCGAGACAGCAACCACCUACGACUACUAUUCCUGUCACGGAAUCACCUUAGCACUAUUCCUACAGGCCUGCCAAUGACUAUUGAAGAGCUCAGAUUUGAUGAUAACCGCAUUUCCACUAUAUCCGAGCUGUCCUUGCGGGAUCUUACAAAUUUGAAACGCCUGGUUUUAGAUGGCAACCUUUUAAACAACUAUGGAAUAGGAGACAUGGCAUUUGUGAACCUUGUUAAUCUCACAGAGCUUUCCCUGGUUCGCAACUCUCUCACCGCUCCGCCCACCAACCUUCCGGGCACGAAUCUAGAAAAGCUGCAGCUCCAGGAAAACCACAUCAAUCGGGUGCCAGCUGGUGCGUUUUCUUACCUUCGACAGCUUUAUCGUCUUGAUUUAUCCAGCAACAACUUGAGUAGCUUACCAAUGGGAGUCUUUGAUGAUCUGGACAACCUAACGCACCUGUUACUUCGUAACAACCCUUGGUACUGUGGUUGCAGGAUGAAAUGGGUGCGGGACUGGCUUCGGAGCUUGCCAGCUCGAGUCAACGUGCGAGGACUGAUGUGCCAAGGGCCAGACAAGGUCAAAGGGAUGGCUAUAAAGGACAUGGCCCCAGAUCUGUUUGACUGUACAGAGGCCGACAUCUCAUCUACCCUUGAGACCACCACUUCUGUUUCAAACACCUUACCCCCUUCCAGAGGCCAGUGGCCUUCUUCUGUUACCAAAAGGCCAGCAGUGAAAGGACCAGACCUGAGCAAAAACUACAGGAGUACGACCCCUUCUACACGGAAAAUCAUCACUAUAAGUGUGAAAUCCAUCAGCGCAGAGACCAUACACAUCUCUUGGAAAGUUGCACAGCCAAUGACUGCCUUACGACUAAGUUGGCUGAAAAUGGGACACAGCCCUGCAUUUGGGUCAAUAACCGAGACAAUCGUUCAAGGCGAGAAGACUGAAUAUUUGGUCACCUCGCUUGACCCAGAGUCUUCUUACCGGAUAUGCUUGGUUCCCAUGGAAACCAGUAACAUUUAUUUGUCAGAUGAAACUCCUGUCUGCAUAGAAACUGAAACAGGAUCUCUUAAAACCUACAACCCUACAACAACCCUGAACAGGGAGCAAGAGAAGGAACCUUACAAAAAUUCAAGUUUGCCACUGGCAGCCAUUAUUGGGGGAGCUGUGGCGCUUUUGGCAAUCAUAAUGCUAGCUCUCGUUUGCUGGUAUGUCCACAGGAAUGGGUCUCUCUUUUCAAGGAACUGUGCCUAUAAUAAGGGUCGCAGAAGAAAGGAUGAUUAUGCAGAGGCAGGAACCAAGAAGGAUAACUCUAUCUUGGAGAUUAGAGAGACCUCUUUUCAAAUGAUACCUAUAAACCAUGGCCCUGUGUCCAAGGAGGAGUUUGUAAUACACACCAUAUUCCCACCUAAUGGUUUAAGCCUAUAUAAGAACAAUCACAGUGAAAACAGCAGCAGCAACAGAAGCUACAGAGACAGUGGGAUACCAGAUUCAGACCAUUCUCACUCAUGAUAAUGAAUAUAUAUUUAAGACUAUUACAGACAUGUGACUUGAAAACUGGUUGGUCUUCAUUUGCAAAACACUGGAUUUAAAAGACUGAUGAAGCAAUGUUCUGUACAUUUGCCAUAUAAUUUAUAUUUAAGAACUUUUUAUUAAAAGUUUUAAAUUGCAGGUCAUCACUGAACAGUCAGUGUAUGUCUUAUCACUAAUUGGAAUUCUAUAUUUUAGAAAUUUGUAGUAAUUUGUACUGUAUUUUCUUUGCUUAAGGUUUCAGACCAAUUAAACUUUUGUGUUCUACUGAAAUAUGAUGACUUGUCAACUGUGAAAGUGGGUUUUUAUUACUGUGUUGAACAAUCAAGACUUUUUAAAGAGAUAUUCAAAAACCUUGUAGUAGUAUAAGCACAGGUCAUUUUUCACUUUGUUGGUAUUGAAGUUAUUAAAAAAAAGAUUCAAUGACAAGCUGUAGGUUAAAAGGUUUCUAAUGGCCACAGAAAAAAAUUGUGUUGUGAGCCAAUGUCAUGGUAAUUUCUUCUUAAUAUGAGCAGACAACAGACCCAGUCUUCUCUGAAGAAAAACUUUUUUAUAGGAAUUUGAAUUACGUUUAAGGAAAUGUCAGGCAUUUCUGCUUAAUUUCAUGAGAGAGAAGAGGAAUUGUGAAUUUAAAUGACUAUUGCUUUUGAAAAGCAAAAGUGUCACACCACUAUAGAAUCUGAAGACAGACCAUGUUCUCGUACUGUCAUACCACCAGAAGGUUUCGGUACAGAGCAAAUUAAGCACAGACGAUCAUGAGGAAAAUAUACUGCAAUUGUAGAAACAACAGUCUGACACCCUCGUGUAAGAAAGAAACAUCAACAAGGUGAAACUUCAAAGCAACGUUCUUCAGUGCAUUGUAAAAUAUGUCAUUGUUAAACGUUGCCCUUACUUUUUACAGUACUAUAUCUGGGCAAAAAAGGUAAAAGUAAAAAAAAUGCAUUCUGGCUUUUUUGAAUAAAAAGUGUCAGCUGUUACAUUAUUUUAUUUUUAUUAUUUUAUUUUUUAAAUCAAGCCACUUUUUUGUUGCCACAAUUUAAAGGUAAUUGUUCUUUACAACUGAAAACCAAAGUGCAUUGUACGCCCUUUGGCCAGUCUUGUAUGUGCCUUGAUCCAAUGCUUAUUGUAUUUAGCUUUUUAAAAAUCAGUGACUUAACUUCUUUUCAUACACACUUGAAUAUGAGAAAAAAAUAUUGGUCAUAUUGCAGAAUAAAAGUGGACAAAAAAA
Lepisosteus oculatus (spotted gar) is the source of this 4360-nucleotide messenger RNA. RefSeq names its product fibronectin leucine rich transmembrane 3 (gene flrt3). Lineage: Eukaryota; Metazoa; Chordata; Actinopteri; Semionotiformes; Lepisosteidae. Gene Ontology annotation, molecular function: protein binding. The record is from RefSeq and is a predicted model, not a curated record.